Molecule: messenger RNA, 1860 nt
Organism: Sinocyclocheilus anshuiensis
Lineage: Eukaryota; Metazoa; Chordata; Actinopteri; Cypriniformes; Cyprinidae
Product: histone acetyltransferase KAT6B-like
Exons: 2
Coding region: 465-1190 (241 amino acids)
Biological process (GO): nucleosome assembly
Cellular component (GO): nucleosome
Molecular function (GO): DNA binding
Source: RefSeq, a predicted model, not a curated record
UUGCCCUUUCUAACCAAUAUUAAAGUUUCUUGGGCGGGACCGUCUUUGUGAAGGUAAGGUUUAAUGAGACUCCAUUGGGUUGUAAUCAGUGCCAUGUCGGAUUCAUGUAAACUACAACAUUGUAACAAAAUGGCGUCUGUUUAGUAACGCGACCGGGCAAAGCGGCGAAGUCACCUGACCUGUCCACCGUAUUAAAGCGUCCAGAAAACAAGGUGUAACACGAAAGGAUUUUUCAGCAAGUCUUCUGACUUUGGAUUUACAACCACAAGGGAUUUUUUUUCUUUCUGACAAAAGGGAAAAGGAAUGAAUAGCCAGUCUGAUCUUUGAGGAGUUACAUCAGUCCCAUAUCCUGUUUGGCAUAAUGUACUAAUGGCUGGCUUUUGUUUGUGGAUGCGUAUUGUUCACUCUUAAAAGAAAAGGAAUGUAUUCAUGGAUCACACCUUAAUGAAACAACUUAUUUCACCAUGGUGAAACUGGCCAAUCCCCUGUACACAGAGUGGAUUCUUGAGGCUAUUCAGAAGAUCAAAAGGCAGAAGCAGCGGCCUUCGGAGGAGCGGAUUUGCCAUGCUGUCUCAACCUCACAUGGACUAGACAAGGGCGUCGUACUCCAGCAGCUGGAGCUCUCUGUGAAGGAUGGGUCCAUCCUUAAGGUUACCAGCAAAGGAUGCGCUUCAUACAAAGACCCAGAUAACCCGGGAAGGAUUGGGCCUUUCAAGCUGGGAGGCUCUGGCCUGGUCUCGCUUGGAUCUGUGAUACCUGCAGGGGAUCUGCGUCAUGUGGAUUGGAAUAAAAUCCUUAGGAGGGCUAUCGAAGGUCUGGGCGUCCCGGCUGGCUCCUCUCUAAGGAACAUCGAGAGAUUCCUUAGAAUCCAGGGCGACCUGGUGAAUGUUGUGGCGAACCCCAGGUUUCAGCAGAGGCUGAGGCUAGCUGCUAAACGAGCGGUUAACAAUGGGCGGCUGCUCAAGGAUGGGCCACUCUACAGGAUGAACAGUGGUGGGCUGGGAGGCAAAGCUUGCUUCAGGCGCGUGGGGGUCUUUGGUGUCGACCUCCCACCUGUGACACUACUCCCUCAUGAGAGAGACCAGGUACUUUUUGUAUCCAAUCAGGCUCUGUGUGCUUGUCUGAAAAGCUGUGAAUGUAAUAACUUGUUUUAUUGUUUCUGCAAAUGCAAAGUCGCACAAAUUAUUUAAAGCUAUCUUACAAGGUUUUAACCAUAAAAAGCCUUGGGAACUUAUGGUCGUUUAGGAACCUCUUCAUUCACUACCAAGCAGAUUUGUGACUUUUUCCAAACAGUUUAGCUUGUUAGCGUCGACUGUUGUUUUAAGGCCUCGGCAGAGUUUCAAAAUCUAGUGAACACAACAAGUGUCAGGAACAGAAAUACUCAUAUGUUGACAUGCGUACCAGAGCCACCAGUGUCAUUUAGAGGUUGUAACAUCUAGGAAGUCAGUAGUUUAGAUCCAGUGUUUGUAGCUUUUCAGGGCUUAACUAUACAAAAGUGGCUUUGUUGUCCUAAAUUGUUGAAAUAUCUUGAAACCAUAGCCUAACUCAUUGUUUUGGUAAAGGGUUUCUUCACUAUUCGCCCCAAACCGCUUUGUCAUCCACAUGAAUUAACUUGGGAUUGAUUUUAACAUUGUGUGAUUGAAAUGUUUUGUGAAAAAUGAGUAGACCAUGUUUUUUUUCCUAAAUCAUCUUUGGUUUUCUCCAAGAUAGUUUUCUAAAUGAGGGCAUGAUACGCUACAGAUGUUGGAGUAGCUGUGCGUUAUUGAUCUUGUUGUCCUGAAGCUUCAUCAUCCAGGCCUCGCUGGUGCUAUUUCCAUAUUUAAAAAUCUUAAGUCAACAUGAAACAGCAUUUGCAAGCCA